Aphanomyces astaci is the source of this 1757-nucleotide messenger RNA. RefSeq lists its product as hypothetical. The transcript has 4 exons. Gene Ontology annotation, biological process: response to pheromone; G protein-coupled receptor signaling pathway. Lineage: Eukaryota; Oomycota; Saprolegniomycetes; Saprolegniales; Verrucalvaceae. The record is from RefSeq and is a predicted model, not a curated record. Bases 216 to 1676 code for a protein of 486 amino acids.
CUCGAAGCAGCCCAAUGUACAAGAUAGUGCAGCAAGGUUCCCAACGUGAAAGAGCCAUCACCUUCAGAGCACUAUGGAAACCUUCCACUCUUGCUGCAUGAUGGUGGCUAUAACUCUGUGGUUGCCCAUCGAACGCUACAGUAAUAGCGUGAAGCCCACGUGACUUGGCAGUGCAGAUUUCCUUCCAGCGCGUUCGCCUUCGUGCGUUUUAUCCGAUGUCCGUUCUAUAUUCGAAGAAAAGUUGGUGUGGAGGCAGAACGAACGCGGGCCACUUCACUUUGCAUCUAUCCGGUCCCAUGCACGGAUCUCUUGCAUCGCCCCGCCAUGGGUCUUCCUAUUAUCCCAUGCUGCUUCUCUUUUUCGUCGUAGCCACGUGGAUGCCAGCUGCGCACGCCAGUGUGUUUGCCGGGUUUGAGAUCGGGCGCGAGUUUUCGUUCCUCGGCAAGUUUUGCUUCACAUGGGACGCCAACUACAGCCACGUCGUGGGCGAGAUCACCGCGCACAUUCGGACCCCGGACGACGGCGUCAAGCUGGCCAUCUACGACGACGAGGACGCGUUUUGGGCGUUCAUUUCCACCGAUCCGAGCUGCGACUGCACCUGCAAACUCGCCGACGAACACACCAAGGCCGUGUUCGACGUCCCCCGCGCGUCGGACGCGUCCCAGACGUUCUCGCUCAACUACACGAUCCGCGAACACUUGCGGCCCCGGUUCUGGUACGUGGCGCUGGCCAAGUGCGUGCCUGGGGGCGACUCGUACGUCCCGACGCUGCAGUCGCUGACCCCGGCCAACUUUCAGCACUACUACUUUACCGCGUGGUACUCGAUCCACAUGGUGCAAGCCGUCACCCGAAGCGAAGUGCCCGUGUUCCAAGAAGGGCUCACGACCGUGUACACUGUGUCCGGCGUGUUGUCUGGCUUGCUCGUGUUGAUUCAGCUCCAGUCCAAACUCCGCCUCACACAAGAGUCGUUUCACCCAAUCGUCCAGCUCUUGACGGGGCUCGUGGUGCUCACGUUUCUCACAAAUUCGUCCCUCGGGCUUCACUUUUACGCGUUCGAACUCAACGGCAUCGGCGCGCCGCUCCCGCUUUGCCUCGCGCGCAUCUUUCAAGUCAUCAACCGCGUCGGCAUGCUUCUCCUGGCCAUGUUAAUCGCCAAGGGGUGGACGAUCAACGCGAUUGCUCUCCACGGCCGCACAUGGCUCACCACGGUCAUGCUCACGUAUAGCGUGCUGUACCUGAGUCUGGCCGUGUGGUACCUCGGCUACGUCGAUCCCGCGUCCACCUUAUACAUGUACGAUUCUGUGCCGGGGCUCGCGAUUUGCUCGCUACAGAUCAUCGUGUACGCGUGGUUUGUCCAGCACUUGGUGGCCACCCGCGCCAAGGAAGACGACAUCGCCAAGCGCAGCUUCUUUCUUCAGAUGGGCGUACUCUUCACAGUGUACAUUCUGUCGCUGCCAGUGAUUGUGACGGUGGCGUCGGUGCUGUCGCCGUGGGUGCGUGAAAAGAUUGUCGAGUCGGUGACAGUGUCGAUUGACCUUGCCACGCAAGCCGUGCUUGUGUAUGUGUUGUGGCCGACACGCGCGCCGCGAUACUUUGACCGAUUGUAUACUCUUGUGGGGUCGCAAGCCGAAAAGGCCACGCUCUGCGAUGCCACACUUCCGUCCAACCUAUUGUAAUCCGUGUUAAAUACUAGUGAUAUUAACGCCUCACGUCGUUUUGGGCUUGACUUGACACCUGUUGAGGGAGGAAUUAACAGU